CAAGCUCACUCCACUCAGCAGUGUCUCCACUCCACUCGAGACAAAGCCAUGGCAUCUCCCGCUCCAAGCUCGGCAAGUCCGCUCCUCGCCAUCGCCAUCCUCGCCGUGUUCGUCUCCGCCACCACAGCCGGCCCGGCGUGCUCGGAGUCCGACCGUGACGCGCUGCUGUCGAUCCGCGCGGCGCUGUCGGAGGCGCACCUCGGCGUCUUCUCGUCGUGGAAGGGCGCGGACUGCUGCGCCAACUGGUACGGCGUGAGCUGCGACCCCACGAGCGGCCGCGUGGCCGACCUGACCCUCCGCGGCGAAGGCGAGGACGCCGUCAUGGCCCCCGACGGCCACCCCGCCUCGGGCGUCAUGUCCGGCUACAUCUCCGACCACGUCUGCCACCUCGACGCCCUGUCCUCUCUCAUCCUCGCCGACUGGAAGCAGAUAUCCGGGCCCAUCCCGUCCUGCGUCGCCACCUCCCUUCCCAACCUCCGUAUCCUCGAGCUCCCCGCCAACCGCCUCACGGGCGAGAUCCCGCCGUCCAUCGGCAGCCUCUCCCGCCUCAUCGUGCUGAACCUCGCCGACAACCUCCUCUCCGGCGCCAUCCCCAGCUCCAUCGCCUCCCUCGCAUCCAUCAAGCACCUCGACCUCGCCAAUAACCAGCUCACCGGCACUAUCCCAGCCAACAUCGGCAACCUCGCCACGCUGAGCCGCGCGCUGCUCAGCCGGAACCGGCUGUCAGGGCACAUCCCUCCGUCCGUCGGGACCCUCACCCGGCUCGCCGAUCUCGACCUCUCCGAGAACCACCUCACCGGCGCCAUCCCGAACAGCCUCGGGUCGUCGGGAAGCGGCGUGCUCACCUCGCUGUACCUCGGCGGCAACCGCAUCUCCGGGCGGAUCCCGGCAGGGCUGCUGGGGACGAAGGGGCUCGCGAUCGUGAACCUGAGCCGGAACGCCGUGGAGGGCCCCAUCCCGGACGCGUUCACGGGCAAGUCCUACUUCAUCGUGCUGGACCUGUCGCGGAACCGGCUGACCGGCGGCGUGCCGCGGUCCCUGGCGUCGGCGGCGUACGUGGGGCACCUCGACCUCAGCCACAACCGGCUGUGCGGUACCAUCCCGGCGGGUCCGCCGUUCGACCACCUCGCCGCCGAGUCCUUCGCCAGCAACAGCUGCCUCUGCGGGGCCCCGCUCGGCAAGUGCACGUGAACGUCCAUACGUGACGAGAGGUGGAUCGCGUCGGCCCGACUUCGAAUGAUUUUUACUGAUGAUGUGCCGUAGCCAUGUACCAAGGUCCAAGUACCGUGCGGCGCGGGGCCUGCCCUAACUUGAACAAUAGUUUUUUUUCUUUGACUUGGACUAUAGGUUGGGUAUAUGGAAGAAGAUAAAUUUAGUGUACUACCGAUCGACGAUCGUGUGUGAGCGAGGAAGCGGCAAGGAAAUGGAGAUAAUCCCUCCUCCUUCCUCCCUUCCUCUUCAUUUUCCGUUUCCAUUUGCCAGUGAUUUCCAUGUUUUUUUUGUGGGUUGCAGUGAUUUCCAUGGCUACUGGAGUGUGCUGCUACUAUCAAGUUGGGACUGUUACAGGGCUA
Hordeum vulgare subsp. vulgare (domesticated barley) is the source of this 1571-nucleotide messenger RNA. RefSeq names its product DNA damage-repair/toleration protein DRT100-like. The coding region runs from base 49 to 1191 and encodes 380 amino acids. NCBI's taxonomy places the organism in Eukaryota, Viridiplantae, Streptophyta, Magnoliopsida, Poales, Poaceae. The transcript has a single exon. Gene Ontology annotation, molecular function: protein binding. The record is from RefSeq and is a predicted model, not a curated record.